AUAUUAUAGCCUUGUUUUAUAUUUUAGUGAUGCAUUCAUUUGAUUGGUAUGAAUAGUGGUAUUUUUAGAGUAGGAGGAUGUGGUUUGAGGUAAAGCAAAGGGAGCAAACUAUAUUUUCUAAAACGACGAGGGGUAUAUUUUCUGUUCGGACUUGAAUCAAUUCUUACUUGUUAAGAAAAUAGGCAAGUUAGGAGACAGAAGAGCGGCAACGCAAUCAGAAUCUUAGCUUUUGCAAGUCUCAAAGUGGAUUCAUUGAAAUUCUUUUGAUGCAACAAAAAUACUCAUAAAGAAAGAGGAAGGGAAAACCCAGUGAUUAUAUGAAAAAAAAUGGAUGGACCACCAGAGAAUGAUGUUUGUUCUAUAUGCCAUGGCACUUUUCAUGUCCCUUGUCAAGCAAAUUGUUCCCAUUGGUUUUGUGCUAGCUGUAUUCUACAAGUUUGGGAUUGUGGAUCCGCCCUUCAAGCAUGUAAAUGUCCAUUAUGCCGCCGUCCGAUUACCUUAUUGGUUCCUAGUGAGUCUGCAUCAAGGUUGCAUCGAGAUCCUGAAGUUCCUGAGGUCUUACGAAGAGUUGAGCAAUAUAACCGCCAUUUUGGCCAACAUGCCAAUGGCCUUCUCCAGAGAAUGCAAGAUCUUCCGUUUCUCCUCCGGAGAUUAAUGCGAGAUAUGACAGAUCCUCAAAGAUCUCUUCCAUUUGUCAUCAGGGCACGUGUCUAUUUGGCAGUAUUUUUAAGUGGUAUAUACGUCCUUAGCCCCGUGGACCUUAUCCCAGAAGGUUUUUUGGGUAUUAUAGGUUUACUAGAUGAUCUGAUUAUCAUGUUCAUCUGUUUCCUGCAUGUUGCUGCUCUGUAUAGAUCAGUUCUUCUGUUUCGCCAUGGAGGUUCUUAAACGCUUGCAUCACACGACAACUGCAAGAAAUGAAGAAGAGACAAAUCAUGCCAGAAAUGACAAACAUUUUGUUGUUCAUUAAUUUUAGUCAUUCAAUCGGUGUUUGAGGGAUGUUUGCUAGAAAAUCUGCACUUUACAUGAUUUAGCUAGUGUACUCGUACAAUUGCAAAUAUAACUUGGUGUAGAGUUACAGUCGAUGACAAUGUGUCAUACUUGGAGCAUUGUUUUUCUUGCAUCCAUGCGAGCAUCUUCACCCUCCUGUCUCCUUA
This is a messenger RNA of Solanum dulcamara, 1154 nucleotides long. RefSeq lists its product as uncharacterized. Bases 328 to 885 code for a protein of 185 amino acids. Gene Ontology annotation, molecular function: ubiquitin protein ligase activity. The record is from RefSeq and is a predicted model, not a curated record. NCBI's taxonomy places the organism in Eukaryota, Viridiplantae, Streptophyta, Magnoliopsida, Solanales, Solanaceae. The transcript has 5 exons.